ACUUGUUUUUUUUUUCGUUCAUCCCAAGUGCUAUAUGUGAACCAAAAUACGAAAUGAAAUAAAAUGGAAAAACUGAAUCAUUCUUAAUAAAUGGCAAGUGUUAAUUUUGUUAUUGCGAUGUUAAAGUGAAACUAUCGUAUGUAUAUGCGUAAUAUGAAUAAAUAGUGGUAAUUGUGUGAAAAAAAGUUUUUAAAAAUAUACAAACAGCACUUACAAUUAGGGAUUAUUAUUUUAUUUUCAUUGUAAAGAGAAAUGCCAAAAUCAAGGUUGUUGAACAAUACAAAUAAUCAUUUUGAUGAAAAAGAAUUUUUAAUUCCAAAUCAACAUGAAAAAAAAUCGAGUGAAACAAAUCAUGUAACAUCGUAUGCAAAAUCAUCAAAUGCACCACACCAAUUGGAUGUAAAUGGUGGCAGUAGCGGUGCAAUAAAAGCAGCAACAACAACAGCACCACCACUAAAUCGUUCGAGUUCUAGGUCAUUAACAAAACGACCUGUUUCAUCGACUGCAUCGAGCGCUGCAAAUGUGAAACCAAACACCAUUUUAAGUUUAGAAGACCGUGAUAUUGUUGUCAUUGAUAAUGCGGAUUACAAAGAGUCAACAAGCAAUGAGAGCACGGUCAUUGUUGUGGAAAAACCACGUAAAUUACAUCCAAAGGCUACUGGUGAUAUAGAUUUAGCGGAAUUAUUGACGGAAACCAAUUGGCCAGCAUCGGCUGGUGAUUUAGCAUUAGCAUUAAACAAUCGAACCGGUGGCAAUAGUGGUGGCAUAGCAGCACCGUACAAUUUCAGCAGCGGUAGCACAAGUACAAGUAAUUCAUCAAUUAGUUGUCAACAAGCGACCGGAAUGUAUGCGAUCGAACGAAAUCGCUCAAAAAAUCCAUUGUCACACAUUGGACAAUCGAAAAUUACCAAACGAAAUGCAAGCAACAAUACAAAUCAUUUUGUUACAACCGGAAAUCUUAUCAAUUUAGAUUCGGACGGUAGCUCAGAAUCAAAUUCAAAAAAAGAUGAAUCAAGUGAUUAUCAAAAAGCACAAUCAAAGGCAGCAUUGCUGGCCCCAACCACGUCAUCGGCUGUCACAAAAUCAGAUCACUUAAUAAAAUUGAAUUUGGACAUUGGCUCCAUGGUUGAGAUAACUCGUGAAAAUUGUGAAAAUAUUUAUGGUGUAAUCAGAUGGAUUGGUAAUUUGCCAUGCACAAAAUGUUUGAUGGUUGGUGUUGAACUAGAGGAUGAACUUCCAACGCAAUCGGUCGACGAUGGAAUGAUAAAUGGUGUUCGACUAUUCACAUGUCCGCCUGGAAGAGCAUUAUUCGUUGAACCUGAACAAUGCACCGUUGACCGGCGAUUCCAAGAUGUCAAACCGCCAUCACAAUCACAGUACGAGAGUGAGAGAAAAGCUGCGGAAAAUUUUGGUCAUAUCGAUUGUCCGAUUAUUCAAGGAUCGAUGUCACCAUUGAAAUUUGUAAAACUUCAAGAGCUCGAAAAAGUGUCAGGGAAAUUCAAAGGCAUUCAAGGUCACUAUAAUUCAUGUUAUUUGGAUGCAACGCUGUUUGCAAUGUUUACAUUUACUUGUGUGUUUGAUUCGUUGUUAUUUCGACCGGCUGAUCCACAAGAUAUAGCCAGUUACACUGAAGUGCAAAAAGUGUUAAGAGAGGAGAUUGUGAAUCCAUUGCGAAAGAAUUUAUUUGUUCGUGCUGAUCGAGUGAUGAAAUUGAGACAAUUAUUGGAACGUUUGAGUUCGGUGACAGGGCUUACUUGUGAGGAGAAAGAUCCCGAAGAAUUUCUAAAUAGUUUAUUAACACAAAUCAUGAGAGCUGAACCAUUUUUAAAGUUAAAUUCGGGCCAGGAUGCUUUCUACUAUCAAUUAUUUGUUGAAAAAGAUGAACGAUUGAAUUUUCCAACCGUACAACAGUUGUUUGAACAGAGUUUUCUAGCGUCUGACAUAAAAUUGAAAGAGGUCCCAUCUUGUUUAAUCAUUCAAAUGCCACGAUUUGGCAAAAAUUUCAAAAUGUAUCCUCGCAUUUUACCAUCUCAAGUAUUAGAUGUCACCGAUAUCAUCGAAGGCUCCCCACGUCAAUGUUGUGUAUGCGGCAAAUUGGCCGAAUUGGAGUGCAAACAAUGCUAUGGAUCGUUGCAAUUCGGUGCUGGUUUGGAGACAACCAGUUUUUGUCGAACGUGUUUGGAUAAAGUGCAUUCACAUGAUCGUCGGACAAAUCAUAUCCCACAAGAGCUUAAAGUGCCACAUGAUUUUUUAAUCAUGGCCGAGCACAUAAGUGUGCCGAGAAUUUUUAUGGAACUAUUUGCUGUGGUGUGCAUUGAAACAUCACAUUACGUUGCCUUUGUUAAAUGUGGCUCAGGCGCUGAUGCUCCAUGGUGUUUUUUUGAUUCGAUGGCCGAUCGAAAAGGCGAACAAAAUGGCUACAAUAUUCCAGAAGUAGUUUCGGUGCCAAAUUUACCACUGUGGUUAUCCGAGGAUGGUUCGAAGGAGCUUAAUGAACGUUAUCUAAGUGAUAAAUCGUUGCCAGAACACGCAAAGCGUCUGUUUUGUGACGGUUAUAUGUGCAUGUAUCAAACUGACGUGAUGAUGUAUAGAUAAAUAGAUUUUCUUUCGUCAGUACUAAAUUAAAACUAGUUUAAUUUGUAUAGAUUUGAUGCAAUGAAGAUGAAGAAAACAAAAUACAUGCACACCGUCAAAAUAUUUUGCGAAAACAAGUGACAUAGUUUUAAAUGCCGCCAAGUGAUGUAUUUAAUUUAGAAUAAAUGAUACCGAUUGUGAGAGUUUCAUUUUAAAAUGAUGUAUUUUGACGACAAUUAUAAAUGCAUUUGCAUUGAGAACACUUGUUUCCACAAAAUAUUUGUGUGUGUGUGUGCAUACUUCAAAUCUAAAUCCAUACAAAAAAUUGAAUUUAAAACCAUGUUAAGAAUUAAAAAGAAAAACCAUAAAAAAAAACAAAUCAAUCAAUCAAGCAAUUUAUGGUUGUUUCUCUUUUUAUCCAAGUUUCAAAAUAUAAUAUUUUUGAGUAUUCUUUGAGGACUUUACUCACUUUGGAGAUGAAAGAAACAAAUUAUCUCUGUAAAUGCAGUCUAACAAUAUUUAGCUGAUGAAAUUCGUUGUAUUUGAUACAAUUAGACAAAUUUGAAAAUGUAGACAAACAAACAAACUUUUUUUUGCAAUAAUUACCAUGUUAAGACAACAAAACAACUUAAGACAAUUUCCAAAAAGCCACAAGAAUCUAAUUAUACUUAAACAAUCUGAU
This is a messenger RNA of Contarinia nasturtii (swede midge), 3256 nucleotides long. It is a transcript of the gene CYLD, whose product is annotated as ubiquitin carboxyl-terminal hydrolase CYLD. The record is from RefSeq and is a predicted model, not a curated record. Gene Ontology annotation, cellular component: cytosol. Gene Ontology annotation, biological process: protein K63-linked deubiquitination. The coding region runs from base 253 to 2595 and encodes 780 amino acids. Gene Ontology annotation, molecular function: K63-linked deubiquitinase activity; cysteine-type deubiquitinase activity. NCBI's taxonomy places the organism in Eukaryota, Metazoa, Arthropoda, Insecta, Diptera, Cecidomyiidae. The transcript is spliced from 10 exons.